GUGUAGUGUGAAUUAUUUUUGUGCUUAGAGGAGUCCUUUUUUAUUCCUGCUUCACACUUUUUCAAAUUUAGAAAGUAACAUGGGUGAAUUCGCGGCAAGGUUUGGCUUGGAUGAGCUGAGCGGCGGAGCUGUGGGCAUCGGAAGGGCAGUGCUCGCUGAGUUCAUCGGUAAUCUUCUGCUGAACUUGUUCGGAUGCGGUGCGUGUGUGAAUGUGACGCUAGGAGCAAACGCUGCGCCAAACAUCGUUCUCAUAGCACUUACAUUCGGCUUAGCCGUUUUCGCUGCUGUCUCUGCUAUAGGCCACAUCUCCGGAGGGCACAUAAACCCAGCUGUAACAGCUGGUAUGCUCGCAACGGGUCGCAUCAAAGUAGCGCGUGCUGUCCUCUACGUCAUCGCUCAGUGCGCAGGCGCCGCUGCUGGCUCCGGACUCUUGAAGGCUCUCACACCUGAGCGUGCAGCUGGAAAACUUGGCACUACAGGACUGGGCAGUGACGUCACUGAGCUACAGGGCUUCGGUAUCGAGUUCUUCCUUGGAUUUAUUCUGGUCUUCGUUGUUUGUGGGGUGUGUGAUCCCAACAAACCCGACAGCAAAGCCAUCGCACCACUUGCUAUCGGUCUUACCGUGACGCUAGGUCAUCUCCUUGCAGUGGACUACACCGGUUCUGCCAUGAACCCAGCUCGAUCCUUCGGCUCUGCUGUCGUUGCUAACGACUGGGCUAGUCAUUGGGUGUACUGGGCAGGUCCAGUAGCAGGUGGAAUUGCAGGAGCUCUGUUGUACGUACACGGCUUCUCGGCCCCCCCUCUAGACAACAUCACCCCGCCGAGGUACAGGGCUGUCGCUGGUGACGAGAAAGAACUGAAGCGCCUGGACGGCAAAGCCGAGGAUUUGGCCUGAAACAGAGAAGACGGGCGCCCCGUUCGUCCGACCCUUGCGGUGCCCAGAGAUACACGUCACUCAACCGUCUACCACCAGCCCUGAUCUCGAACCUGACUGGCCUUACCUGCCUUGAGUUAAUGUUUAAUAUGUUCACAAGUCCCUAACUAACAAAAAAAAGCUGUCAAACGCUGCACCCACGUUUUUAUCACAGUAUAACAAGUCUAAAAAUUAUUUAAAAAACAAAAACCCGACUGCAAAGAUAUUUUGCUGGAAAGAUAAACAAAAAUAUUCCCCCUCACUAUUUUGAUUAUUUUUAUAGCCUACGACCCUCCCACAAUCAAGAUUAAUCUAACCUAAUAUCUCAAAAUCCAUCUAGCUGUUUCGGCUGCACAGCGUGAAAAAAUGGACAUACAUAUAUUCCUACACUUGAAAAACAUAAUCCUCCCGCAGUCGGGUAAAAAAUAGUUUACUUAAGAUACAGGCCUCUAAACAAUACUAAUUGAAGAUUUUUUUUUUCGUAUAAUUCUUGGCAACACAGAAAUAGAACUCUAAAGGAACUACGAGGACAAAUUAUGGGUCCAGGGAACAUAAUUACGCAUAAAUAAAUAUAGCAGCUAGUAUGAUAUUCUAAGUACCGAUUUGUUGGGCCAACAAUCGCGUGAACGACAAAUUUCAAAUGUAAUAAUAUCUAAAAUGACAGCUAAUAAUAACAAAGGUAAAUGUGAACAACAUCGCAAUCACAGUUGAAAUAUUUUUAUUUUAGUUGCAUUUCACGAAUUGGUUAUACAAUUUACAGUUCACCGAUUUAUUGCCCAACAAAUUGGAAAGCCUAUGGAACAUAACAAAUUCUAGUAAAAAGUAAGUACGGUAGACACCACCCAUGCGACUUGAUUUCGGUAAAAUUAUCACAAUAUUUCGAUCAAUGAACUUCAUGCCGUCUUUGUUUUCAAAUCACGGACAAAAUGUCAUUUACUAAAUAGUAAAAACAACAUAGUAUACGGAGUUGGGACACUGAUCACAAAUACUCGAAUGUUAUUUAACAUGCAUUUUAAAUACAAUUCUUUAUAUUUUCGCUUCUUUUGAAAAUUUUAAGUGGCAUUCGAAAAUUAUGUGGUGAAUUUAAGAAGUUUUUAAUAAAAAAUUACCUAUACGAUGCACGGACAAAAAGACUUUUCCCAUCGACAAAUAAAAAGGUCUCUUUUAGUCCAAAAUGUAAAUUAUUGCACAUCGUUUUAAAAAUUUUCGAACAAUUUAAAGGCUUCGCGAUGUUCGUGAUUUAGUGAUCACCUCAUAUGCGCCCGCACACCAUGGAAAGAAGCUAAUCUGUAGUAACAAAGCAUGGCGUAAAAUAGCCGGAGCCGGUGUACACUGACAGGGUUGUCAUUCCGUAAUUGGUUAAUGAUUAAUAUAAAAGGGCGGAGCCGGUGUGUGGCUGUCGGCAAUCGUCGGCCAUGCGAGAACAUAUGGAAAAUCACGAACCGUGUGAGACCGCCUUAAUAAAGGAUGUAGAAUUUAAUCUGCGAUUUUAUAUUAUACGAAUAUUAUAAGUACAUAUUAAUGUAAGUUUAAAACUUUUUAAAUCUUUCUAUAUAAAAUGCUUCAAUUUAUUCAGCUUUAUGAAAAUUGUUUUAAUAAUUUUAAUCUCUACAGUGAAUCAUGUACAACACACCAUACGUAUGUACGUAUAAUGCACAAAUGUAAAGAAUUCGAUAUGAAAUUAGUCCAAACAUUGAAAAAUCCGAACGUCAAUUAUGUGUUCAAACUGUCUUCGCAUGAAUGAACUUUGGUAUAUAAUCUAUGUAAGUUGAGGAAAACCAUUAAACGAAACUCCGCUAACCACACAAAAGUAAUAUUAAAUUUAUGUAAAAGCACACAAGUUAUAUCUUGACUUCUACACAAUAUUAAAAUUUAAUAUUUCUACUGAACUUAAACGUUAACCGCCAUUGCACUGAUACUGUCGUCUUACAACAGAGAUGAAACUAUAGGAAAGAACAAUUCUUUGAACCCAUUGCUUUCUUUUGGAUCCUUCGUUGUCGAGUAAUAUUUAUUUAGUACCUGCCUGA
This is a messenger RNA of Hyposmocoma kahamanoa, 2940 nucleotides long. RefSeq names its product aquaporin AQPAe.a (gene Prip). The record is from RefSeq and is a predicted model, not a curated record. Gene Ontology annotation, biological process: transmembrane transport. NCBI's taxonomy places the organism in Eukaryota, Metazoa, Arthropoda, Insecta, Lepidoptera, Cosmopterigidae. Bases 80 to 895 code for a protein of 271 amino acids. Gene Ontology annotation, cellular component: plasma membrane. Gene Ontology annotation, molecular function: water channel activity. The transcript is spliced from 7 exons.